Xiphias gladius (swordfish) is the source of this 2348-nucleotide messenger RNA. It is a transcript of the gene skor1b, whose product is annotated as SKI family transcriptional corepressor 1b. Gene Ontology annotation, molecular function: RNA polymerase II cis-regulatory region sequence-specific DNA binding; DNA-binding transcription factor activity, RNA polymerase II-specific; SMAD binding. Gene Ontology annotation, biological process: negative regulation of BMP signaling pathway; negative regulation of transcription by RNA polymerase II. The transcript is spliced from 8 exons. The record is from RefSeq and is a predicted model, not a curated record. The coding region runs from base 102 to 2348 and encodes 748 amino acids. Lineage: Eukaryota; Metazoa; Chordata; Actinopteri; Istiophoriformes; Xiphiidae. Gene Ontology annotation, cellular component: nucleus; transcription regulator complex.
CGACACAGAGCUCGCAUCGCUCCGACAGUCGCUCGAUCGCCGCUCUGCCGUUCACGACUGAGGGGAGCUGCGCGAAACCUGAAGCCUCCAGGCCUCCGAGGAUGGACUCCAUACCUGCGGGGCGAGACUCCAGCUCCUCGCCAAGCUCCAAGCAAGAACUUUCCUACCCGAGCACCAACAACCUGAAGCCCAACCAGGUCGGAGAGACCGUGCUGUACGGAAUACCCAUCGUGUCUUUGGUGAUAGACGGCCAGGAGAGACUUUGCCUGGCACAGAUCUCUAACACCCUGUUGAAGAACUACAGCUAUAACGAGAUACACAACCGGCGCGUGGCGCUGGGGAUCACCUGCGUCCAGUGCACCCCCGUCCAGCUGGAGAUCCUGCGGAGAGCCGGGGCCAUGCCCAUCUCCUCCAGGCGCUGCGGGAUGAUCACGAAACGCGAGGCCGAGAGACUUUGUAAGUCAUUUCUAGGAGCUCAUUCGCCUCCUAAACUUCCAGAAAAUUUCGCCUUUGACGUGUCCCACGAGUGCGCCUGGGGGAGUCGAGGCAGCUUCAUCCCGGCCAGAUACAACAGCUCCCGGGCCAAGUGCAUCAAGUGCUCCUAUUGCAACAUGUAUUUUUCCCCCAAUAAAUUCAUAUUUCACUCGCAUCGCACGCCGGAGUCCAAGUACACGCAGCCAGACGCAGCAAAUUUUAACUCCUGGAGGCGGCAUCUUAAAUUAACCGAUAAAAACAGCCAGACAGAGAUUUUACACGCGUGGGAAGACGUGAAGGCCAUGUUCAACGGGGGUAGUCGUAAGAGGACGCUGCCAGGCAGCGGGUCAGAGUCCAGCUCCCCGUUAAAAUCACAAGGACCCAACCGUCCCCGAGAAUCAGCCGAGAUACCCGCAAAGAUCCUCAGCUGCGAGGACAACCGCGGCGGCAUGACGAGCACACGCAGCUACCCAGUCAUCCCGGUGCCCAGCAAAGGCUUUGGGAUGCUGCAGAAGAUCCCGCCGCCGCUCUUCCCACAUCCGUAUGGGUUCCCGGCGUUCGGCCUGUGCCAGAAGAAAGAAGACGGUAUAAUGGGAGAGCAGAGCAAGGCGGGCCUCCCGGGCGUGCUGUGGCCCGGUACCAAGGACAGCGCCUACCACUCCUUCCCCAUGUUCUGGCCCGCGGCGGGCGCGCUGCCCAUGCCUCCGUACCCCCAGGCCCAGCACAAACCCACGCCGGAGCUGCUGUGUCCUCCUCGACAGACUGACAUGGACAUAUCUGAGCACAGCGACCGGAGCACCAACACGUCAAAAGACAGCAUGGUUGAAAACGACCGGUGCUCCAGCACGCAGUCCGCGCGUAACGACGACGACAAGUCGGGGGACGAGGCGAGGCCGCUGGAGGGGAUGGCGCUGGCCCCCCGCAAAAUCAGCUACGUCUCCGCCUUCAGACCCGUUAUCAAAGACGCGGACUGCAUCGCCAAGCUGUACGGCAACAGGGGCGCUUACAACGGGUGCCGCACCGGCUAUUUAUCGCCCGAUUUUUUAAGCGAGAGCUCGAGCUACCGCUCCAUGUCGCCCUGCGUGGACAGCGAGGGCGAGCCGGACGUGGAUGUGGAGACAAACAAAACACCAGAUGAGGAGGAGGAGGAGGAGGAGGAGGACUCCCGGCCUCUGUCCUCGGUGUGUCCUCGAACUCCUGCCGGCCUGGCGCACAGUGUUUCGCCAGACGAUUCAGACUCAAAGGGAUUGCAGGGGAGCAGUCUGGCAGACUCCCAGAAAACGAGCCUACACGUGGCCCAGUCCUCUGAAAGAGAACUGCAGAGCAAGCAGUUAUCAGAGACCCACAUAGCCGCGUCUUUUACUGAAGUUUACACACCGGAGAGGGCUGAGCUGCAACAAAGGAGCAGUUCCUAUCAGUUCAGACCUGCGAAUUACCAGACUGGAGUUCUUACGACAAAUGAUGAGAGUGCGAGUAAAGAGGAGCCGUCUUCUACAGUGGAGGAGAUCGAAACGAAAUCUUGUAAUGAACAAAGCAGCGAGGAGAACCAGCGAGAGCCGGAGGAUGGCGAAGACGCGCUAGCCAGAGCUCUGCCAACACAAAGAAACAUAGAAACUCUGGCAAAAGAGGAACUACAGAAGCAGCUGUUAGAGCAGGUUGAGCUGAGGAAAAAGCUGGAACGUGAAUUUCAAAACCUGAAAGAUAAUUUUCAGGAUCAAAUGAAAAGGGAACUUUCCUACAGGGAGGAGAUGGUUCAGCAGCUUCACAUCGUCAGAGAAGCUCACGACGCUUUGCACCAUUUCUCCUGCAAGAUGUUGACUCCUCGCCACUGCACCGGGUCCUGCUCCUUCAAAUCUCCGCUGCUGCCACCCUGA